AUGGCUUCCAGGAUGCAAUUUUUCACCUUCCUCCUAUUGAUCCACUUGAUAUUUCUUGAGCAAUCCGGAGCUGUCAUCACUGGCCCUGAACAGAUACCAUCUUACAACAUCACAAGCAUCUUUUUCCGGGAGUUGGCGGCCCUGACGGCUCAAGAGUCCUUCUCGAAUUUUAGUUCAUUUGAGUCUGAGGAACAACUCAAAAUGUUGCACCGCGCGUUCAGCGAGAACAGCGUCAAUGCAUCCACGAACACGACGCACGAUCGCGAGGGCGACGUUCAACACCAGUACUGCAACACUUCCUCGUGGACGACGUUCCACGCACGCUACCACGCAGUGCACGGCUGGACGACACUCGUCAUCUGCCUCUUCGGGUCCGUCGCUAACGUCAUGAACAUCGUCGUCCUGACCAGGAGGACCAUGUUGUCCCCGACCAACAGCCUCCUCACGGGGCUCGCCGUCACCGACCUUCUGGUCAUGGUGGACUAUGUUCCAUUCUGCAUCCAUCAGUAUCUAUGGAAGGACCGCUCUAUGGAGGAACGCUACUCAUUCGGUUGGGCGGUGCUGGUCUUAUUCCACGCGCACUUCUCGCAAGUCUUUCACUUCACGUCAGUUCUGCUCACCGUCACGCUCGCCGUGUGGCGCUACUGCGCCGUGGCAUUCCCGAUCCGCAACGCCGAGUGGUGCACGAUGGCAAGAGCCAAGUGUGCCAUACUGGCCACGCUGCUGUGUUCGGUCGCCUGCAAUAUUCCGUGUUAUUUAAAUUAUUCCAUUCACGAGAAAAAUAUUCAAAAUCACACUUUGUACAUUGUUGGAUUUAGUGAUCUGGCUCUAAAUCACGGACUUAAAGACGUAAAUUUUUUUAUUUACUCCGUCGUUCUAAAGCUAUUACCGUGCCUGGCUCUUAGUAUUCUGUCUUUAGCUUUAAUGGACGAGCUAUUACUCGCCGGCCGGCGAAGAGCGGCCAUCAUGAGCCGAAACAAUGACAGCAGCCGUACGGUUGGGGCGGGACGGCAGGCUGAGCGAGUGAACAUAAUGUUGAUGUCCAUUUUGGUGCUCUUCCUGCUAUCAGAAGUUCCAUUAGCCACCCUGGGGCUUCUCUCGGUCAUACCAAACGCAGGCUUCUUCCAGUGCUAUAACCUACUAGGCGACAUCAUGGAGAUGCUAGUGCUCUUCAACAGCGCAGUUAACUUCAUCCUCUACUGCUCCAUGAGUCAGCAGUUCCGCACCACCUUCAAGAAAGUUUGUGCUGAAUGCGGGGGGCAAAGAUGUCGGCCUCGGCAAGAUAAUAACCAUAAUCCUUCGCGAAUGAUUGCUAAGUCCACAAACAUAUAAAACAAUUGCACAGUCCCCAAUUCUGCCGUGUAAAAUUAUGUGAACUGAUAUGGAUCUAACAUGUAUCACGAUUGCAUACUGUUGCAGUAAAAUGCACAACUUGUCAAACAAUUUCUCACUCUAACCGUAACAAUUUGGCAUGUUCAUCUUGUCUUUAAAAAAAAUGUUACAGAUUGCUACAUUGAUCAGUGUUAGGGAAAAUGAUCUUUGUAUGAAUUAACUGUAUGAAAAGUAGCGUUAUAUUUUUACAUUCCCAGCGUUAUAGCAUUACACCCUUAUUAUCGAUAUCCGUCAAAUAUCAUCGUAAGUUUAAGUCUGCGAGUUGUAGUUCCAUAACAAAUGUAUUGCGAAGAUAUUUUUUCUUUUAUUCUCUCUCUUCUUCACACCCUCUUUCAUCGGCAUCAAUGCAGACUAUCAUCUAAAGCGUUC
Molecule: messenger RNA, 1761 nt
Organism: Hyalella azteca
Lineage: Eukaryota; Metazoa; Arthropoda; Malacostraca; Amphipoda; Hyalellidae
Product: G-protein coupled receptor dmsr-1-like
Exons: 3
Coding region: 1-1332 (443 amino acids)
Biological process (GO): G protein-coupled receptor signaling pathway
Cellular component (GO): membrane
Molecular function (GO): G protein-coupled peptide receptor activity
Source: RefSeq, a predicted model, not a curated record